Molecule: messenger RNA, 2240 nt
Organism: Paramisgurnus dabryanus
Lineage: Eukaryota; Metazoa; Chordata; Actinopteri; Cypriniformes; Cobitidae
Product: lysophosphatidylserine lipase ABHD12-like
Biological process (GO): monoacylglycerol catabolic process; phosphatidylserine catabolic process
Cellular component (GO): endoplasmic reticulum membrane
Molecular function (GO): monoacylglycerol lipase activity; phosphatidylcholine lysophospholipase A1 activity
Source: RefSeq, a predicted model, not a curated record
GCGUGAGUUACACAGUUUGUUAAAUUGUUGCCAGGUUGUGUAGAGGUAGAGAGUGUUCACUGGUUUGACCGCAGUGUGUAGUAGGGAGUGUUAAUAUCCUCAAAAUGAAGAGAAGAGUUGAUCACACUGAAAGUAAAGUUGCAUCUGCAGGAGAAUCGCAACGCGCUGGUCGUCAUAAGGACUCAAAUGUACAGUCAAGAUCACAGGGGUUGGUGUGGGUUAAAGUUGGAUUUCUUGUACUCUGCGUACUGACAAUACCAUUUCUUCUGCAAUUCUUCACUGAUUCUGUUGACCUCAGCCGACCUUCAGAUGUAGGUCUCAAUUAUACUAUAAAUUUCUACCUAGAACCUGAGGCAGGGGUGAGGGUGGGCGUGUGGUUUACAGUACCUAAACAUAAAUGGAAAGAGUCACAGGGGAAAGAUCUACGCUGGUAUGAGAAAGCUCUGGGAGAUGGAUCACCCGUUUUUAUUUACCUCCAUGGCAAUGCAGGCAACAGAGCUUCACCUCCUCAUCGAGUUGGAGUUGCCCAUAUCUUGAGUAAUGCUGGAUAUCACGUCCUAGUAUUAGAUUACAGAGGUUUUGGGGAUUCUACCGGUGAACCCACAGAGGCUGGUCUGACUACAGAUACCAUACACUUGUACAACUGGGUUAAGGCACGCAGUGGAAACAGUCUGGUCUGUGUUUGGGGUCACUCACUUGGUACUGGUGUUUCAACAAACACUGCAGUGAAAUUACUUGAGCAAGGAAAACAUUUUGAUGGAAUAAUACUUGAGGGAGCAUUUUCUAAUGUAAUGGGAGCUGAUAUGGGAAAAUUUCCACACCCCUUUACUUGGUUUUAUUGGAAGUUCCCAUACAUUCAGUACUUUCUUUUCAAUCCAUUAAAAAACAACAUUUGGAUCUUUCCAACUCAUGAGAAUUUGAAAAAAAUCAAAAACCCCCUUCUGAUUCUUCAUGCUGAAGACGACCCAAUAGCACCCUUUGCAGUGGCUCAAGAGUUGUACAGAAUAGCAAAAAAUGCCCAGAACUCUGAGAAACGAGUGAAGUUGAUACCAUUUGAGGCAUCACUUGAAUAUGUACACAAUCAGCUCUAUAAAGAUCAUCGUUUGCCAAAUAUAAUAAGGGAGUUUGUACAGUCACUGGAGGCAUGAUACAGACAUAUGAUCCAUGAUGAGCAGUUUUAUCAGAGCUGCCCUGAACUGCAGCUGUAACUAAAAAUUUACUGUUGUUUUACGUACUUAUACCGCUUUAUCUGUAAAAUAUUGUCAUCUGAUCACCCUGUCAUAGGGGCAUUUUUUGUUUAACAAAUUUUUUUUUCAAUAAUUCAUCUGUGAAGUUAAACUUUUUUUAUUGUUCAACUUUGAACAAAAUCAGUUUUUACCCAGUUUAUAGAUUUUUGCAUUGCGGGGUCAACAAAUUUAAUUAAAGUGUUAACAUUGAAUAAUGUAGAAGCCUAAGAGAAAUAUUAUUUUAUAUUUUACUGUAUGUUGUAUAAUGAGUUUAAAAUUGUUAGUGUUAUUCUGUAUAAUAGAAUGCAAUAGAAUUGCAUGGUGUUGCUGCAGUAAGAAAGAAAGAAAGAAAGAAAGAAAGAAAGAAAACAUUUGGACAUAUGAUGCUGGCCCGAGAAUUUUCGGGUGUUUAUUGUAUUACCUUCCACCUCUACAAUGGCUGUAGGUGCACUGAAACAAUCCUUCAUAAAAUGCAUUAAACUUUCACGUCUUUGUAAACGAAAGUUUAAUGCAUUUUAGGAAGGAUUGUUCCAGUGCACCUAUGCACCCAUUGUGGAGGUGGGGGGGGGUACAACAAGCACCCGAAAAUUCUCGGGCCAGCAUCAUAUGUCCAAAUUUCAGUCAAACCGUUCUAUUUCAUCAUAAACAAUUUGAAAACAGGGCUUUGGUCAGGGCUGAAAGCAGCCCUGGUUAGCGAGUAAUCAGAGCGUUUGGUUCUGAUAGGUGGUCAGUGAUCACAUGGGUGACUCAACCCUAUCGUUGAAGAGAGCGUUGAGUUACCGUUAAGUUAUCGCUUCUCUCACAGCGCUUCACCAUCCGUGGCCACGUCAUCUGAGUGCAAUCACAAGAUGAGCUGCUUUAACAGGAUCUGAAUUACGUAGCUUGACUGGUCUUUGAAAUUAAUGAUGCAUUAUGUCUGGAAGGACUUUCUCGUUUUGUAUACCAUACUCUUUCUUUCUUUAUUCAUUAAUGAUAAAACAAUAAAAGAAAUCAAUAAAAUAUUUUUGGAUUUUA